GUUCGCUCGAGGUGCGUGUUGGCCUUGCCAUGUUGUUAUUUUUCAAUGCAGCAGUGGCUUACCUGCUGUGCCCAUUUGGUUGCACAGAGCCAAUGCUAACGUUUCUUUCAGUAGUCUCAAGAAACUAAUUUACACAACAGACCGAAUCGACAGCGACGCGAGAGACAUUCAUAAUGGCAGAGGAAGACCAGAAUCAACUCGAGUGGGAUGCGAACGGGGGAGGAGAAUACUACAAUGAAGACGGUGAAGGUGAGGAGUAUGAGGAACAGGACAAUGAAAACGAGACUGAAGACGAGGAUGGCAACGACGUUCAAAUAGGAGAGGAAGUUGAACUGUCGCACACAGAAGUUUGGGACGACAGUGCGCUGAUCGAAGCAUGGGAUGCGGCUGUAAGGCAGUACGAGCAAUAUCAUAGCAAGACCGGCGCAAGAGAGAAGAUAGAAUCAUCAUCAACUCAGGCAAAGAGCAAGAACAAGGCAGAGCAGUUAGAAACACCAUCUGUGUCGCCGUUUAAACGCAUGAAGCUCGGUAACGGUGGCCCAACUAAUGCCCGCAACGGCAUCCCAGUAACAGCAGAGAAGGACAUGCUACAGGAAGAUUCUGCAGAGACCAAAUCGGAACAGGAGUCAUCAAACGGCCAGACACAGUCGAAUGGGACGUCCACACGAGACGCUGUUACAGAGCGGAAACCGAGCUUUAGAAAGGCGGACAAACCCAACUUCAAUCAUCACAAAAGUCGCCAGGUAGAGGGCGCUAAGAGAAGCAAUAUCAGCACCAGUACUAGCGCAUCUAACAGCACCCAACGGACCAAAGCCAAAGCUGAGACCCCUACAGCCGAAGCGGCCACACUUUCUGCUUAUCUCCCUGUUGAUGCCGCGACGAUAGCAUACUAUCAACAACUGGGCUACUACUAUGACCCUUCAUACGAAGCGACACAGGCAGCCAAAACAGGAGAUGGAAAACAAGAGCAGCAGGGACUGGAGUAUGGAGCCCCUAGGAGCAGUAGAGCACAGUCAUCCACGCCAAACGCGACAACAUCCAAAUCUAGUGCUCAUGCCAAAAAUAGACCGCCUGCUGGAUCUAGUUCAGGACCUGCUCCACAAUCUGCACCCUUCGGAUCUAGCGCUAUGCCGAUGUUUCCCCACCAUGCAUCUCAACAUGGAUACUACGCAGGGUAUCCACCCCAUAUACCCUUUGGAGCAGCAGCACAUGGAGGUUUCGCAAUACCAGGUCCAUCAGGUGCAACCUCACCAUGGGGAGUUGGUGUUGCACCGAUGCCUUUCGGACCAGGAUCAGGACCCGUCCCAGCUGGACGACAUUAUCCGCCACCACCGACGAUGCCGUUUCCUCUACCCCCGUUGCCAGGACAGUUAUCGGUCUCAGGAAUGGACGAUGAUUCGCUGAGUAAUUUGAUCAUGGCAUGGUACUUUUCAGGAUACUACACUGGACUCUACCAGGCACAGCGGCGGUAGGGAGCGUUGCCACAGGACAGCACAAGACGACACAACGCAAUAUAUCUUUCAUUGGUUGUCGCGCGGUUUUGGAGUGAGAUUGACAACAACACAAAACAAAUGAGAGAAUAAAAC
Molecule: messenger RNA, 1586 nt
Organism: Gamsiella multidivaricata
Lineage: Eukaryota; Fungi; Mortierellomycota; Mortierellomycetes; Mortierellales; Mortierellaceae
Exons: 4
Coding region: 174-1472 (432 amino acids)
Source: RefSeq, a predicted model, not a curated record